CUUGCUUCUUGUUCAUUUGACUCCGUAUAAGUGAAGCCGUGGAAGGGCCCCUAAAAUUGUUUUCUGUUUCUGCUCUGAAACGCAAAACAAACGGCCCCUACUGCUUCCAAUUACUCACGCGUAUCUCUAUCUUCUGGAAAGUUGAAACUUGAAACCACCACCGUCUCUGCUGUAUAGCUAUCCGUAUUCACACGAAGAAAAACAAAGUUUCUGCUAACAAUCUAUUCCAACAUACCAUCCGAGUGUCUUGCCGGAUUUGUGGUUACAAGAGGAAGCGCCGGAAGAUGUCGACUUCGGGGCCUAAGCUCGAAAGAAUUCCUAGCAUGAGGGAGAGAGUGGAGGACACUCUAUAUGCUCACAGAAAUGAACUGGUUGCUCUUCUCUCCAGAUUUGUGGCGCAGGGGAAGGGGAUAUUGCAACCGCACACCUUGAUCGACGAGCUUAAUAACGUCAUCUGUGAUGAAACUGCAUGUAUUAAGCUCAGUGAUGGUCCAUUCAGCGAAGUUCUGAAAGCUGCUCAGGAAGCCAUAGUACUUCCUCCAUUUGUUGCCUUAUCUAUCCGUCCGAGGCCAGGUGUUUGGGAGUUUGUGCGUGUCAAUGUAUAUGACCUAAGUGUUGAUCAGUUGACAGUUUCAGAGUAUCUCAGGUUCAAGGAAGAACUUGUCAAUGGGAAAAAUGAUUCAUUCACCCUUGAGCUUGAUUUUGAGCCAUUCAAUGCAUCAAUACCGCGGCCCACCAAAUCCUCUUCCAUCGGAAACGGGGUUAUAUUCCUCAAUAGACAUCUUUCUUCAAUCAUGUUUCGCAACAAAGACUGUUUGGAGCCUUUACUUGAUUUUCUUAGAGUACACAUGCACAAAGGACAUGUACUAAUGGUAAAUGACCGAAUGACAAAAAUUUCCCGCCUUGAGUCCUCAUUGGCUAAGGCAGAUGAUUAUCUUUCAAAGCUUCCACCAGAAACACCAUAUGCAGAGUUUGAAUAUGUAUUGCAGGAAAUGGGUUUUGAGAGAGGUUGGGGUGAUACUGCAGGACGGGUUAAAGACAUGAUGCACCUGCUGUCUGACAUCCUUCAGGCUCCUGAUCCAUCAAAUUUAGAAACAUUUCUUGGUAGAAUUCCUAUGGUUUUCAAUGUUGUCAUUUUGUCAAUUCAUGGAUACUUCGGUCAAGCAAAUGUGCUGGGGUUGCCUGACACAGGUGGCCAGGUCGUGUAUAUACUGGAUCAAGUACGUGCCCUGGAGACUGAGAUGCUUCAAAGAAUAAAGCAGCAAGGACUUAAUAUCAAGCCUAAAAUACUUAUCGUUACACGUUUGAUACCUGAUGCGAAAGGAACUUCUUGCAACCAGCGUAUGGAGAAAGUAAGUGGAACUGAGCAUUCACAUAUUUUGAGGGUCCCUUUUCGAACGGAUAACGGGGUUCUUCGCAAAUGGAUAUCAAGGUUUGAUGUGUGGCCUUACCUGGAAAGAUAUGCUGAGGAUGCUGCAAGUGAAAUAUCUGCUGAGAUGCAAGGUGUACCCGAUCUGAUUAUCGGAAACUACAGUGAUGGAAAUCUAGUUGCAUCCUUGUUAUCCCAUAAGUUGGGGGUGACACAGUGCACUAUUGCGCAUGCAUUGGAGAAAACCAAAUACCCGGACUCUGAUAUAUAUUGGAAACAAUUUGAGGAAAAAUAUCAUUUUUCAUGCCAAUUUACGGCUGAUUUAUUGGCGAUGAAUACUUCAGAUUUCAUAAUUACCAGCACAUACCAAGAGAUUGCUGGGACGAAGAACACAGUUGGUCAGUAUGAGAGCCACACGUCUUUCACCUUACCAGGCUUAUACCGAGUUGUUCAUGGGAUUAAUGUUUUUGAUCCCAAAUUUAAUAUAGUUUCUCCAGGAGCAGAUGACACUAUUUACUUCUCGUACUCUGAGAAGGAUAAGCGGUUGACGUCCUUUCAUGGCUCAAUUGAAAAGAUGAUAUAUGGUACUGAGCAGAAUGAUGAUCAUAUCGGCACACUGAGUGAUCCAUCAAAGCCCAUAAUUUUCUCCAUGGCAAGGCUUGAUCGAGUUAAGAACAUUACGGGGCUAGUAGAGUGCUACGCUAAGAAUGCAAAGCUUAGAGAAUUGGCAAGCCUUGUUGUUGUUGCUGGCUACAAUGAUGUAAAGAAGUCGAGUGACCGAGAAGAAAUAGAAGAAAUUGAGAAGAUGCAUGCUCUUAUGAAGCAAUACAGUUUGGAUGGGCAUUUAAGAUGGAUAUCUGCCCAAACAAACCGAGCACGUAACGGCGAGCUUUAUAGAUACAUAGCUGAUAAGAGGGGAAUCUUUGUACAGCCUGCUUUUUAUGAAGCUUUUGGAUUGACUGUGGUGGAAUCAAUGACUUGUGGUCUUCCGACAUUUGCAACAACCCAUGGUGGCCCCAUGGAGAUUAUUGAAGAUGGUGUUUCAGGGUUCCAUAUUGAUCCUUAUCAUCCUGAACAAGCUUCUGAACUCAUGAGUAACUUCUUUCAAACAUGCAAUGAAAAUCCUGAAUUCUGGUUUAAAAUCUCUGAAGCAGGUCUUCAGAGGAUAAAAGAAAGGUAUACAUGGAAGAUUUACUCGGAGAGGCUGAUGGCUUUAGCUGGAGUUUAUGGCUUCUGGAAGUAUGUUUCGAAACUUGGGAGGAGUGAAAUAAGGCGAUACCUAGAGAUGUUCUACAUUCUCAAAUACCGCGAAUUGGUUAAAUCUGUUCCCCUUUCAGUUGAUGAUCAGUGAAAAGAUUGGUGGAGGGGAGUAUGAUGUUAUAUAGAUAGUAUAUGGUAUGGAUCGAGUAGAAGUUAGCCAGAAUAAUGGAUGCUCCCCGUCAACGUGUUUAAGAUGCAGGUAAGUAGUUUGCUGAUCUAAAUUUGUGCCCCGUUUGGAUGAGAUGCAUGCAGCUCAAGCGUAGUAGUAGUUGUGUGGUGUACAUUAUCCUGCCACUGUACUCCAGAAAUAUGUCACAUAUGUUCACAUAUGUUCAUGUUAAUAAGAUGGUGCGAGUAUCUACUCUAUUUCCCUUGUGCUGUUUGUAUUUGCAUUUUCUGUUUCCUCCAAAUAAGAUGCAUUCAACCUUGGCUUAUGCGUAGUACUACGUAUAUUAUUGGCUUGGACUGCACACAAGAUAUAUAUACU
Molecule: messenger RNA, 3116 nt
Organism: Cuscuta epithymum
Lineage: Eukaryota; Viridiplantae; Streptophyta; Magnoliopsida; Solanales; Convolvulaceae
Source: the annotation of a GenBank genome assembly